This is a messenger RNA of Mytilus trossulus (common blue mussel), 5947 nucleotides long. RefSeq names its product ATP-binding cassette sub-family C member 4-like. The transcript is spliced from 26 exons. Gene Ontology annotation, cellular component: membrane. The record is from RefSeq and is a predicted model, not a curated record. Gene Ontology annotation, biological process: transmembrane transport; monoatomic ion transport. NCBI's taxonomy places the organism in Eukaryota, Metazoa, Mollusca, Bivalvia, Mytilida, Mytilidae. Gene Ontology annotation, molecular function: ATP hydrolysis activity; chloride channel activity; ABC-type transporter activity. The coding region runs from base 201 to 4577 and encodes 1458 amino acids.
AUACAAAAUUCUAAAUCUUUUUCUUUGUGAAUCUAAUUUUGAUGAGAUUAUCUUUUCAUCAUAGUCAGUUGUGCGAUUUCUUUUAUCUAAAAUCCUACGCUUUAAGAAAGUGUUUCGGUUUCGUUUGGUUAUGCAAUCACUGAUGUGGAACAUGUGCUGACAGACGAUCACACUGCGGUUAAACGGAAUAAUAAGUGACCAUGGAUGAAACAUUAAAACAUUAUAAUCCAAACCCGACCCUCACCACCAAUCCAAUAUCGAAAUUGUUCUUUUGGUGGCUGAAUCCAUUGUUUAAGAUAGGCUACCAAAGAAGAUUAGAAGUAGAUGAUAUGUACAAUGUCUGUGAACAGGACUCAUCAGAUAACUUAGGAGAUCGAUUAGAAAAAGAAUGGAAUAAAGAAUUAAGGAAAAAACAAUCAGGUGGAAAACCUAGUCUGUUAAAAUGUCUGAUACGAAUGUUUGGUGUUGAAUAUGCUUUGUUAGGAUUGAUAUUAUUUAUUGAGGAAGGAACAAAAAUCGCUCAACCAUUGUUAUUAGGUCAGCUUAUUCGUUAUUUUACUCCUGGGUCUACAGUAAGCAGUACAGAUGCCUAUAUGUAUGCAAUGGGUGUGAGUCUGUGUGCCAUUAUAUUAGCUAUAUUUCAUCAUCCAUACUUUUUUGGAGUACAGAGAAUUGGUAUGCAGCUUCGUGUUGCCUGCUGUUCCUUAUUAUACAGAAAAGCAUUACGUCUAAAUAAUACAGCAUUAGGGCAGACAACAACAGGACAAAUAGUUAAUCUUAUGUCAAAUGAUGUCAACAGAUUUGACACGGCAGCUAUUUUCCUACAUUAUCUGUGGGUAGGACCAGCACAAGCAAUUCCUGUUUUAUUUAUAUUGUGGAAUGAACUGGGACCAUCAGCAAUGGCAGGAUUUGGUGUGUUGCUUUUACUGGUUCCUGUCCAAAGCUGGAUGGGCAAACUUUUUUCCAAGUUCAGGCACAAGACAGCGAUACAUACAGAUGAAAGAGUUAAAGUUAUGAAUGAAAUUAUAUCAGGGAUGAGAGUCAUUAAAAUGUAUUGUUGGGAAAAACCAUUUGGUCAGAUGGUAGAAAAGAUCAGAGGGCAAGAGAGAAGAUAUGUCUGGAAAUCCAAAAAAGUAUGGUCGUACACGAGGGGUGUUUGGUUGUAUGGUCCUCGUUUCAUGUACUAUUGUACCAUAGUACCAGCUGUGUUAUCUGGUGUCUCUCUAGUAGCAGAACGCUUGUAUAUUUGUAUUCCUAUAUUAUUUGUGGUGUCUCAAAAUAUAAUGGGAACUAUUCCUCAUUUGUGGCAUGAUUUAGCAGAAGGUUGGAUAACCAAUCUACGUUUUCAGAAAUUUUUGUUGUUGGACGAGUUGAAGAAGGAAAGUCAUUUAGAACGAGCUGAUUCUGUAGAGCCAGGGGACUGUUACAUCUCUAUCAAUAACAUCACAGGGAAAUGGGAUCCAGAAUCUGAACAAACAACACUAAAAGACAUUAAUGCAAAUGUUCAGCGAGGAAAGUUGUUGGCAGUGAUUGGUCCAGUUGGAGCAGGGAAGUCUUCACUAUUAAUGAGUGUUCUUGGAGAAAUUCCAUUAGUAAAUGGUGAUGUCAAAGUUCAUGGCAGAAUAUCUUACGUAGCACAACAACCUUGGGUUUUCUCUGCAAGUGUACGACAAAACAUUGUGUUUGGCAACAAAUAUGAACAGUCCAAAUAUAACAGGAUACUAAAGGCUUGUGCCUUAAAUAAGGAUAUUGAAUUGAUGCCAAAUGGAGACGCUACUCUUAUUGGAGACAGAGGGGUCAGUUUAAGUGGAGGUCAGAGGGCAAGGGUCAGUUUAGCUAGAGCCCUCUACAUUGAUGCAGAUGUUUAUUUGUUAGAUGAUCCUCUAAGUGCUGUGGAUGCAGCUGUCAGUAGACACUUGUUUGAAAAAGUCGUGCUUGGAGUACUGAAGAAUAAACCAGUAAUUUUAGUGACACAUCAGCUCCAGUUUUUAAAAGAAGCAGAUGAAAUAUUGAUAUUGAAAGAGGGUAAAUGUUUAGGGCAAGGAACAUUUGAUGAAAUGUCACAAUCAGGAAUAGAUUUCUCCUCUCUGCUGAAGAGAGAUAAAGAGGAGGAAGAAGUAAAAGAAGAAGAACAUCACCAAGAAGUCAGCUAUCAUUUAGAAAAUGCCAAACUUGCCAAUAUCGGAUCGAUGAUGUCUUUGACAUCCAUAGGAACAGAAUUUGAGCCAGACCCAGUGCAACUACCAGAAGAAGAAGAGAGACAGGAAGGCACUGUAGGAUGGAAAGUUUAUUAUGAGUGGCUCAAAAAUGGUUGUGGUCCCUUCAAGUUUAUUAUUUUGAUAUUACUAAACUUGUUAACCCAAGGACUUUAUGUGACAAGCGAUUGGUGGUUAGCAUUAUGGUCAAAUAAAGAAGAAAAUAAGCAUGCUGCCAUUGCCCUGGAUAAAGAAUUAAGAUUUCAGGGAUACAAUGUUACAAAUGUGACUAUCCCUUUUGUGGACACACACGAAAAUGUCUACAUCUUUACUGGUAUCAUAGCUGCUGUGUUCCUGUUCGGUCUCCUUAGGGCUCUUAUGUUCUUCAAAGUAGCUGUCGAUUCUUCUAUGAACAUGCACAACAAGAUGUUCAACAGUUUACUUCGUUCACCAAUCAGCUUCUUUGACACAAAUCCAGUUGGUCGAAUAUUAAACAGAUUUUCUAAAGAUACAGGGCACAUGGACGACCUUCUUCCAAUAACACUGUUUGACUUUAUACAGUGUUUCCUCCUAAUUAUUGGUAUAGUAGUAGUUGUUGGAAUAGUGCUACCAUGGGUAUUUAUACCACUGAUACCAAUAGGAAUACUGUUUGUUGUUGUCAGAAGAUAUUAUAUCAUGACAUCUCGUCACAUUAAGAGAUUAGAAGGAACAACAAGAAGCCCAGUAUUUUCCCAUCUCAGUGCCUCAUUACAAGGAUUACACACAAUCAGAGCCUUUGGGGUACAAGACAAGUUUCAGGAGGAAUUUGACAACCACCAGAACCUGCACACUGAAGCCUGGUUCCUGUUUUUGGCUACCAGUAGAUGGUUAGCAGUCAGACUUGAUUGGAUGUGUGCUGUAUUUGUUAGCAUAGUGGCAUUCUUAUGUGUUGUUUUAGCUGAUUCUCUGGAUGCAGGAAGGGUAGGACUUACACUAACUUAUGCUAUGACAUUGAUGGGAAUGUUCCAAUGGGCAGUCAGACAGAGUGCAGAAGUAGAAAAUCAGAUGAUAUCAGUUGAGAGAGUGAUGCAGUAUUCUAAACUAACCAGUGAAGCUGACCUAACUUCAGACAAGGACCACAAACCUCCACCAGACUGGCCAGUCCAUGGCAAGAUAACUGGGGAUAAGGUCUGCCUGAGAUAUUCUAGUACAGGUCCAAUGGUCCUCAAGUACUUAAAGUUUUGUAUAGAAAGCAAAGAAAAGAUUGGAAUUGUGGGUAGAACUGGUGCUGGUAAGAGUUCAUUGAUUGCUAUGUUAUUUAGAAUGAUAGAACCAGAAGGACAAGUUAUGAUAGAUGGUGUUAAUAUUGUCAACAUAGGUUUACAUGAACUCAGGAACAAGAUCUCUAUCAUACCACAGGAUCCUGUCCUGUUCACUGGUCCUUUGAGGAAAAAUUUAGAUCCAUUUGGUGAACAUGCAGAUUCAUCAUUAUGGAGUGCCCUAGAGGAGGUACAGCUAAAGCCAGCCAUUGAAGAACUUCCUAGCCAGUUGGAGACAGAGGUUUCUGAAGGAGGGAUAAACUUUAGUGUGGGGCAAAGACAGUUGAUCUGUCUGGCCAGAGCUAUCCUACGUAGAAAUAAGAUAUUGAUGAUUGAUGAGGCUACAGCUAAUGUAGAUCCAAGAACUGAUGCAUUAAUACAGAAUACAAUCAGAGAGAAGUUUAGAUAUUGUACUGUGUUAACCAUAGCUCACAGACUAAAUACCAUAAUGGAUUCUGACAGAGUUCUAGUUCUUGAUGAAGGAAAUAUAAUGGAGUUUGAUCAUCCAUAUCAGCUCCUUCAAAUUGAAGAUGGCUACUUUUCUAAAAUGGUGCAGCAAACAGGUCCAAGUGAAGCAGAGCAUCUACUUAGCAUUGCCAAGGAUACAUACGACUCUUCUGGAAAGGAGGUUGAAAGGGUGUACAGUACAUCAGACGUAAACAUAGAUGAGUCCAUGUGUAUGCAGGAAGAUAGGAGUAAAGGUGCUUCAAUGGAGGUAAAUGGGAAUGCUGUCAUGGUGAAGGAUUCUGGGAAAACAAAAUUAAAUGGUGGAAUAAAUGUAGAACAAAAGGAAGAUCAGACAAAGUCAGAUUCAAAUCAAAAUCUUUCCAUUGACAGUAAUUCUGUAAUAGAGCAGAAAUCCACCGAGUUGACUGAAGCAACUGAUAAUGAGAACUCGAGUAUUCAACAUUCCAAUGAAAGUGAAAAUAGUCCAUUACUUAAACAAUCACAUGAUCAUAAAAAGUCACAUGACACAGCCAAUAAGUCACCUGAUUAUGUAAAUGAUGCCAAUCUUGCCAAUGGUUUACACAGUGAUUCAGAAGAAGCAGAGGAAACAGAACAUCUGAUCAAUCAUGAUAAUUAAAAAUCUGAUUGAUCAUGAUAAUUAGAAAUCUGAUUAGUCAUGAUAAUUUAAGAUAGAAUGGUUUUUGAUAUGCAUAAUCAAUUUAGGAGCAAGUGAUUCUUUUUGGGAUGUCUGUUCAAAUCUUGCUUUCACAAGUCAAUAUGGUAUAAAGUUCAGCAGUGAUGGAUCCAGAAGGGGUGGGUCCAGAGUUUGACAAAGUCACAUAGUUUUGUGUACAUGUGUUUUUUUUUUAUUCAUUUGAAUUUUUAUCUGAAUAUUUUAAUGUGUUGAAUAUUAGUCCUAAUUAUAGGUUAGUUUUAUAUAUCACCUCCAUUUUUAGAAGAUUUUUAGUUUGAAUCAUAUUUUUAGCUCACCUGGCCCAAAGGGCCAAGUGAGCUUUUCUCAUCACUUUGCGUCCGUCGUCCGUCGUCGUCGUCCUGCGUCCGGCGUUAACUUUUACAAAAAUCUUCUCCUCUGAAACUACUGGGCCAAAUUCAACCAAACUUGGCCACAAUCAUCAUUGGGGUAUCUAGUUUAAAAAUUGUGUCCGAUGACCCCGCCAACCAACCAAGAUGGCCGCCAUGGCUAAAAAUAGAACAUAGGGGUAAAAUACAGUUUUUGGCUUAUAACUCAAAAACCAAAGCAUUUAGAGCAAAUCUGACAUGGGGUAAAAUUGUUUAUCAGGUUAAGAUCUAUCUGCCCUGAAAUUUUCAGAUGAAUCUGACAUUCCGUUGUUAGGUUGCUGCCCCUAAAAAGGUAAUUUUAAGGAAAUUUUGUUGUUUUUGAUUAUUAUCUUGAAUAUUAUUAUAGAUAGAGAUAAACUGUAAACAGCAAUAAUGUUCAGCAAAGUAAGAUCUACAAAUAAGUCACCAUGACCAAAAUGGUCAAUUGACCACUUAAGGAGUUAUUGCCCUUUUUAGUCAAUUUUUAACCAUUUUUCGUAAAUCUUAAGUAAUCUUUUAGAAAAAUCUUCUCCUCUGAAACUACUGGGUCAAAUUAAUUGAAACUUGGCCACAAUCAUCAUUGGGGUAUCUAGUUUAAAAAUUGUGUCCUGUGACCCGGCCAACCAACCAAGAUGGCUGCCACGUCUAAAAAUAGAACAUAGGGGUAAAAUGCAGUUUUUGGCUUAUAACUCAAAAACCAAAGCAUUAAGAGCAAAUUUGACAGGAAAUAAAAUUGUUGAUCAGGUCAAGAUCUAUCUGCCCUGGAAUUUUCAGAUGAAUUGGAUCAUCGGUUGUUAGGUUGCUGCCCCUGAAUUGGUAAUUUUGAGGAAAUUUUGCUGUUUUUUUGUUAUUAUCUUGAAUAUUAUUAUAGAUAGGUAUAAACUGUAAACAGCAAUAAUGUACAGCAAAGAAAAAACUAAAAAUAAGUCAACAUGACCAAAUAGUCAA